CUCUCACUCAUUCAUCUGAAUCAUAGCCCUAACAGGGAUAUCACGAGACUACUCCCUUGAUAAACGAAUCUAGUACCUCUCCGCAUUUACCUACUCACGAGGCUUCGGGUUACAGCUGGCUAGAAGCAUUAAGUCGACUUCCAUGACAAACCCUAGUUAAACUCCACCCGUCGACCUACAUCCUGCAUAUGUUUGUAUCUAUUUAACCACUCAUCCGCACUCACCUUUUUACCUUUCGACACUUCCUCACUAAACCCUCCUCUUUCAAUACUUCCUUUCUUCAAGCACACGUCUCUAGAUACCCAUUUCCAGUGUUUGAAAGCAUCAAGCUAUCUCAGGAGAUUCACAUCAAGACCUCGUAUUCUACCAUCCUCUAAAUUGAGCCAAGUAACAAUGGCUCCCGAUCUCAACUCCCUCCCUCCCUCUAAUGGAGAGAGCAUGGCUGCUCCUCAGCUCUCUUCAGAGUCGGAGACACCCAACAUCCUCUUUAUCAUGGCCGAUCAACUGGCUGCUCCUCAACUCAAGAUGUACAACCCCAACUCUCAGAUCAAGACACCAAACCUCGACCGUCUUGCUUCAACUGCUGUCCAGUUCGACUCUGCUUACUGCCCCUCACCACUCUGCGCUCCCUCGCGCAUGAGUUUGAUCAGUGGCCAACUACCUAUGAAGAUUGGUGCUUACGACAACGCUGCCCAGAUUGGCUCUGAUGUGCCAACUUAUGCCCACUACCUCCGUUCCAAGGGUUACCACACUGCUCUUGCUGGAAAGAUGCACUUCAUCGGUGACCAACUUCACGGUUACGAACAGCGACUUACCAGUGAUAUCUACCCCGGUGACUUUGGUUGGGCUGUGAACUGGGAUGAGCCUGACACCCGCCUUGAGUGGUACCACAACGCCAGCUCCAUUCUCCAAGCUGGUCCCUGUGGCCGAAGCAACCAGCUCGACUACGAUGAGGAGGUCAUGUUCAAGAGCACUCAAUACCUUUGGGAUCACGUUCGAGAGGGACCUAAGAAGCGACCUUUCGCACUGACUGUUUCGCUUACUCACCCACACGACCCUUACACUAUCACCAAGAAGUACUGGAACCUGUAUGAGGAUGUCGACAUCGCCCUACCUGAGGUGAAGAUGAACAAGGAAGACCUUGAUGCCCACAGCCAACGCCUUCUGAAGGUCUGCGACCUUUGGGACCAGGACUUUUCAGAGGAGCAGAUCAAGCGCGCCAAGCGAGCUUACUACGGCUCAGUGAGCUAUGUUGACGACUGCAUCGGUCGCCUUCUUGAGACACUCGAGGAUGCGGGUCUGGCCGAGAACACCAUUGUCAUCUUCAGCGGCGACCACGGCGACAUGCUGGGUGAGCGUGGACUCUGGUACAAGAUGAGCUACUUCGAGUCAUCUGUUCGAGUUCCCAUGUUGAUCAACUACCCCAAGCGAUUCACUCCCCACCGCGUCACUCAAAACGUUUCAACUCUCGAUCUUCUACCAACGAUCUGCGACUUGGUUGGCACUAAGCCAUCACCCUACUUGCCAAUGGAUGGAAUCAGCAUGCUACCGCAUCUCGAAGGCCGCGAAGGCCACGACACUGUUAUCGCAGAGUACACUGGUGAAGGUACUGUUCGCCCUAUGAUGAUGAUCCGACGAGGCGAUUGGAAGUACAUCACCUGCCCAGCUGAUGAGCCUCAGCUUUACAACCUUGCACGCGACCCUAAGGAAUUGGACAACCUCGCCCGUUUCAGAAAGAUUGCACCACAAACACCCGAGCAGGAGGAAGCCAGGGAAGUCUUCCACAAGUUCGAGGCCGAGGCCCAUGCUCGCUGGGACUUUGAUGAAAUCACCGAGAAGGUUCUUCUAUCUCAACGCACACGACGAGUUGUGUGGGACGCUCUCAAGGAGGGUGAGUUCACUAGCUGGGACUUCAACCCCGAUGAUGAUGGCAGGAAGAAGUACAUCCGCUCCACCAUCCCUCUUGAUGAUCUGGAACGCCGAGCUCGUUAUCCAUUUGUCGAUGCCAAUGGAUACGAGAGCAAGGCUGUAUCCCAUGUUCGCAACAGCUAAAUUUCACACCCCAAAAUCUUAUGAGCUAUGACCGAGGUAUCUUUUUGAUUCGGCGUUUUUCACUUUAGCGGUUAUUCUUGAUGUUAUUACAGCAUGGAAGAUGUUGAAUUUAUGAACACUUUUUCGCAUCAAGCAUAGCCAGCUAUGAUUUCUUGUAUUUAAAUUGAUGAAAAGCCAUAAAUUGAUUGAAUGAAACUCUAAUGAGCUUAAGAACUUUUGGUGUACC
This is a messenger RNA of Fusarium oxysporum Fo47, 2278 nucleotides long. Its product is annotated as alkaline-phosphatase-like protein. Gene Ontology annotation, molecular function: sulfuric ester hydrolase activity. The record is from RefSeq and is a predicted model, not a curated record. The transcript is spliced from 2 exons. NCBI's taxonomy places the organism in Eukaryota, Fungi, Ascomycota, Sordariomycetes, Hypocreales, Nectriaceae. Bases 394 to 2052 code for a protein of 552 amino acids.